AUGGAUCCUAGAUCUCAUCCAUCAAGACCCCCAUCCACCAGUCUACCCCAGGGCUCCACGCCUCUUUCCUCGACACCUAUCUCGAGUAUGCCAAUGCCUCAGUACACCAUGCAAUACCCCGUGUCCCAGCCGCAUACCCUCCCUCCGCUGCAGCCUCAUCACAAUCAGUCGCCUGCCCCUCAUUCCUACAUGGGCCAGCCGCCAUACAGGGAUCUGUCGAGGUUUCCCACGUCUACUCACGAUGUUUACGCGUCUUCCACUGCUCCCAUAAUGCCUCACGCUACCGUGGGCAGUCUGCCACCAUCGUCAUUUCUCUCCCACCCCAAUCCGCAGGCUCAACCUCAGCCGCCGCAAGGCUACCCUCCACCUCACAGCGUGUUGCCUCCUGCUUCCAGUGCUCAGACGUACCCGCAGCCAAUUGCUCCAGCCCCCCCGCGGGACCGUCGGUCUGACUACUCUGGCCUUCCUUCAGGCGCGUUUAGCUACCCAGAUGGCAAAGCUUCCCCUUGGAUGAAUGCAGAUCCGGUCGCAGGCGCAAACGGUGCGGCUCCGUAUGCAAAGGAGCCCCCUCGCACUCAGGUGGUUGGAUCACAGGGUCGUCGUGGCAUCCUCCCGAGUGUUCCUGGACGCGCCACUCCGGUCACGAAUGGUGUCAAUGGUGGCGCGAAGAACACCACGAUUCCCGCUAAGGAUGCCGAUGGAAAAUUCCCGUGCCCGCAUUGCAAUAAGACAUAUCUUCACGCCAAACACUUGAAGCGCCACUUGCUGAGACAUACCGGUGACCGCCCAUACAUGUGUGUUCUUUGCAAAGACACUUUCUCCCGAAGUGAUAUUUUGAAGCGCCAUUUCCAGAAGUGCUCGUUACGCCGUGGCAAUCCGACGGGGGCGACUCACUUGUCCCAUCCCCAGGCACAUUUGAAGAGGUCCCAAGCUGCGGCCAAUCCUGUUAAGCCGAUUCAGGAUGAAGUCAGUAGUACUGUCCCGCCUCCCAAUGGCAUUCCGGGUACGGCUUACGGCGAGGGAGCCGUGAACGGUAAUGGGUUGGCCCCUGGCAGACCCGGAUUCACGGAUCAGCAGCCUCUGGGCUUCUCGAUGUCGUCUGUCAACGGAAUGAACCGCGGUCAGCCGGACGACGCGUUUCCUCCUGGACAGCCGCCUCAGAGAGGUCCCUGGCUGGCAGCUCCCAAGCAGAACCCGUACCUUGUGCAGCCUGGUACUGAUGCAUCUGGCCAGCAUCUGAAUGUUGACCGUCCUUCCCUUGAGCAGGUAAAACCCCCGGUCGUCCAAGACCCCAAGCGCCCAGUUAUGCCUGGGCCCAAUCCCCAUCACACUGGCGAAAUUGACUGGACUUCGAUGUUUCAGCCCGGAGCUUCCGAUCAUUACAUAAACCCCGUGUUCCCCCAGUCCAUGGCAUCUGGCCAGGAGCCGAUCCACGCUCACGUCGACGCCGAGCGGAAAUACUACCCCACCACGACCGCUGGUCCCCAGGAGGGCGGAAUGAAUGGUCUUUACUUGGCUUCUACUAUGGGUGGCGACGGUAAGUGA
Aspergillus tanneri is the source of this 1545-nucleotide messenger RNA. RefSeq lists its product as uncharacterized. NCBI's taxonomy places the organism in Eukaryota, Fungi, Ascomycota, Eurotiomycetes, Eurotiales, Aspergillaceae. The transcript is spliced from 2 exons. Gene Ontology annotation, cellular component: chromatin. The coding region runs from base 1 to 1545 and encodes 514 amino acids. Gene Ontology annotation, biological process: regulation of transcription by RNA polymerase II. Gene Ontology annotation, molecular function: RNA polymerase II cis-regulatory region sequence-specific DNA binding; DNA-binding transcription factor activity, RNA polymerase II-specific. The record is from RefSeq and is a predicted model, not a curated record.